UAUUUACAUAUAUUUUUGUCGGCUUGUGUGCGUAAUAUAUUGUAUGUUUUCUAUAACAUAUACUCAUUAUAUUAUACUAAUAACGUUAAUAUACAUAUUAUUAAAUAUAAUAAAGGGACUGUUUCUCCGCUAAAUUCUCGGUGUAUGUCUUUGCUUUUACUUUCCUCGUUCAAUGAGAGGACCAAAGAUUUAUUUGCAGAGUCGCACAUGAAUCUCAAUCUUCUCUCUCCUUCUUCAAGAGCACAUCAGAAUUACGACGUGCUCUCUUAGACAAGAGCUGCUUCUUCCUCUUGCCCUAACAAAGCUACAUAACUAGGGUUUCCUCUAACAUAAGUUACCCUUUUCUCUUUUCUUGGUCUUUCAUUUUAGUUCUGUUCUUGGUCUGUUUUAGUUUUGUCGGCUUGUGUAACUAAUCACCCCCUUCUUUAGCUAGUGGCUCCUCAAAAUCCUGAGUUUUGACUUCUCUAUCUAAGUUCUUUUUAUCUCUUCACGCUCUUGCUCACCUCUCAGAGAAGGAUCAAGAUUAAAGAACCAAGAAUCUAGAGAAAAUUUAUUUGAGCUGGCGAAUAAACAGUGGUGGGAUAGGGAACUAGUAGAUGCGGCGGCGAUGGAAGGCGGUGGAGCUUCUAGAUAUUUUCAUAACCUCUUCAGACCGGAGAUUCACCACCAACAACAGCUUCAACCGCAAGGCGGAAUCAAUCUUUUUGACCAGCACCACCAUCAGCAACAACAACACCAGCAGCAACAAGAACAGCCGUCGGAUGAUUCAAGAGAAUCUGAUCACUCAAACAAGGAUCACCAUCACCAAACGGGUCGACCCGAUUCAGAUCCAGCUACAUCAAGCUCAGCACCUGGGAAACGUCCACGUGGACGUCCUCCGGGAUCUAAGAACAAACCAAAGGCACCGAUCAUCGUAACGCGCGAUAGCCCGAACACGCUUAGAUCUCACGUCCUUGAAGUAUCUCCUGGAGCUGACAUAGUUGAGAGUCUUUCCACUUACGCCAGGCGGAGAGGGAGAGGGGUAUCCGUUUUAGGGGGAAACGGCACCGUUUCUAACGUCACUCUCCGUCAGCCAGUCACUCCCGGUAACGGUGGUGGUGUUGGGGCUGGAGCCGGUGGAGUUGUGACUUUACACGGAAGGUUUGAGAUUCUUUCGCUAACGGGAACCGUUUUGCCACCACCUGCACCGCCUGGUGCUGGUGGUUUGUCAAUAUUUUUAUCCGGAGGCCAAGGUCAGGUGAUUGGAGGUAGCGUUGUCGCUCCGCUUGUUGCAUCAGCUCCGGUUAUACUAAUGGCUGCUUCGUUCUCAAAUGCGGUUUUCGAGAGAUUGCCAAUUGAGGAGGAGGAAGAAGAAGAAGGCGGUGGUGGCGGCGGCGGAGGAGGAGGACCACCGCAGAUGCAGCAUGCCCCAUCAGCUUCUCCACCAUCGGGAGUGACCGGUCAGGGACAGUUAGGAGGUAAUGUGGGUGGCUAUGGUUUUCCCGGUGAUCCUCAUUUGCUAGGAUGGGGAGCUGGUACACCUUCAAGACCACCUUUUAAUUGAAUUUACAUAUUUUAUCAACGGAUAAUUUUAUGUGUGUUUAAAUCAUUUGUGGAGUCCUCUUUUAUUUGGGAUCUUUGGUAUUUAUUUUGUAGUUAAUAUGCAUAUUUGAGCGUUCGUGUUUUUUCUUUCCU
Messenger RNA from Brassica napus (rape), 1674 nucleotides. Its product is annotated as AT-hook motif nuclear-localized protein 27. The record is from RefSeq and is a predicted model, not a curated record. Gene Ontology annotation, cellular component: nucleus. Bases 608 to 1543 code for a protein of 311 amino acids. Gene Ontology annotation, biological process: vegetative to reproductive phase transition of meristem. Lineage: Eukaryota; Viridiplantae; Streptophyta; Magnoliopsida; Brassicales; Brassicaceae. Gene Ontology annotation, molecular function: minor groove of adenine-thymine-rich DNA binding; DNA-binding transcription factor activity. The transcript has a single exon.